Penicillium soppii is the source of this 3258-nucleotide messenger RNA. RefSeq names its product vacuolar protein sorting-associated protein 54. Gene Ontology annotation, biological process: retrograde transport, endosome to Golgi; Golgi to vacuole transport. NCBI's taxonomy places the organism in Eukaryota, Fungi, Ascomycota, Eurotiomycetes, Eurotiales, Aspergillaceae. Gene Ontology annotation, molecular function: syntaxin binding. Bases 1 to 3258 code for a protein of 1085 amino acids. Gene Ontology annotation, cellular component: GARP complex. The record is from RefSeq and is a predicted model, not a curated record. The transcript has 3 exons.
AUGUCGACAAACAGCCCACGAAAGUCAAUUGAUAGCAUGGCGUCUGGGAUCUCGUCGCCUUCAAUCUCUUAUUCCACGGGUCAGCUGGAAUCUCCCCGCGUGCCCCCUCAACGGUUCCCCCUGAGGAGGGGAUCAACUGCGAGCUCGAUAGUGAGCAUCGGAGGUGUUUUGGACUCUGCUCAUCAUCAGGGCUCGAUUGCAGAGUCUGGACAAAAUGCCAUUUCGACACUCCUCCAGCCACCUAUAAUUCGCACCGGUCUGACGGCCCACAGUGCCACAUCCUCCACAGGCUUCAAACCUCCAUCCUCUCGUGACAUACCGCCGGUGACUCUAACAAAUAUUAAACAUGUUGAUGCGAAGGUCUUCCAGCCAUAUCUCUCACAGGUGGGAACUCUAUACGAUGUAUUUCAACAGCCAAAGGAAGGAAUGGGGGAGGACCCCACCCAACAGGCACAGGCGGCCAAAUCCCCAAAGCCGGAUGCUGAUCGCGAUUCAUUAUUGCCUUGGUCCCCCGAGCGAAGGCCUUCGACCAUGUCAACCAACUCGAGAUCAUCUUCGCCCUUUGAUACUCGAGGUCGACGCCCGUCCACUGGUCGUGGGCGGGCCCCUGCAGUUACCCCUCUAUCUACGAUACCCCCUGUCUACUUCGAGGAAGACUUUCAUUUGGAAAAUCCCCGCACGUUCGAUGUGAUAUCAGAGAAGUCAGAUGUGGUUCGGCCGCCCCGGCCACCAACCAAAGACGACAAACAAGCCAAUGGCUUGCUCCCGGAGCCGGUGCAGACUGGAAGGAAAGCACUGGCAACAAAUGCUAUCCUACAAGAAAAGCUGUCGUGGUAUAUGGAUACUGUGGAAAUACACCUGAUCUCGUCCAUUUCCACUGCAUCCAAAUCAUUUUUCACUGCGCUAGGGUCACUCCGCGAACUUCAUGCAGAAGCGGCUGACUCUGUCAACCGGAUACAAGUUUUGCGGAAGGAUUUGCAGAAGAUAGACAAAGAAAUGGCUCUGGGCGGACUCAAGGUUGUCAACCUAAGACGGCGAAGGGAGAAUGUCCGAAUGCUGGCAGCUGCUGUAGCUCAGCUCCGCGACGUGGUCGAAUCCGUGUCCCGAUGCGAGGAAUUGGUAGAACAAGGCGACAUUGAAGAAGCUGCUGAAGGACUUGAAGAGGUGGAGAAGUUGAUGGCAGGCGAUAAGGUCUCUGACCGUGCCGCUGCGGAUGACGAAGAAGGCUCCCCAAGGCGCAUAAUCGACCUGCGAGGCAUCAAGGCAUUAGAAGGAGCAUCCGAUGAUCUUGAUCAACUUCGCCAGCGUAUUGGCAUGGGUUAUGAGACCCGUUUCUUGAAUGACUUACUGGGUGACUUGCGACAGCAUGUGCAAAAUGUGCCGUCUGAUGCUACGCUGCAGCGCUGGGGAAUUUCUUUUCAACGGCAGCGGGGUGGCCGACCGGUUUCAGUAUCACCUGCUUAUAUGAGUUUCAACAGCGAGCUGCGAUCACAGUUAGACAUCCAACUCAAUGGCCUCGCGCGUGCUCGCUAUACCAUGCCAGCGGCGACUUCUUUCAAGACCGCUGUUUUACGAGAAAUGAAGGGGCUUAUUCGCAAACACUUGCCUAGCUCUAGUGAUGACGACAAUGAAUCUAUGGUGUCACUGUCAACGCAUGCUGGACAUCAGCUAAGCCAACAAGAAAAAUCAUCGAUUCUGGCUCGCAACCUCCGCGCUCUCGAUCCUGAGGAUGCCUAUGCGAUGUUGAUAAACGUUUACACGGGCAUUAGUGAGUCACUCAGACGACUGAGUGUCCAGGUCAAGAUUUUGUUGGAUAUUGCUAGCGGUCUGGGUAACUCCCCAGCUUCUGGUGUUAGGUCACCACCUCGAAGUCCCAACCCGCAAAGCCUGGAUCAGGCCCUGAAAUCCCCACAGAGCGGCCCAACGGCCUCGGACAUGGCCCAGGAUGAGAUCCUCCAAGUUUUAGACAUGUCAAGUCUACUGGGUCAAGCUGUUGAUAUUGCUCAGUCUCAAAUAACGAAGGUGUUGAAAGUUCGAUCUGAACAAACUGCCCAGCUUCCAAAAGAACAGUUUCUCAAUUACUUCACUCUCAACCGACUGUUCGCGGAUGAAUGCGAGGCCAUCUCAGGACGUGGCGGCACAGCACUUAAGACCAUUGUCGGCAGUCAUAUCCGCGAUUUCAUCACCCGUUUUGGUGAUGCUCAGCGCCAUCAGAUCGUCAAAGUUAUGGAUGCAGACCGAUGGGAUGCGUGCGACUUUGGUGAUGCUGAAAAUACAAUCUUGACUAGGAUUUUGGAUGCAAGUACUAAAGAUAUUGACGCUUGGUUGGAUGCUUCCAAAAUCUGGAACCACACUGCUGGAAAGGACCAAGCGCACUCCGAUGAUGCUGAUGCGGCUGCCAAUGGAACCGACAAAACCAAGGUGCGCAGUGCCAUUGUCGAUGAACAAAAGUACAUUCUACCAGAUUCUGCCAUGGCGAUGAUGCGCAGCAUCGAGGAGUUUGAAUUCCUCAUGUCGAAUAUCCCCAGCAUGAUCCAGGAUAUUGCGCCGCAUCUACUAGAUAUCCUCAAACUCUUCAACUCUCGUUCAUCCCAGUUGAUUCUCGGUGCUGGCGCUACACGCAGUGCAGGCCUUAAGAACAUUACAACGAAGCAUCUUGCCCUAUCGUCACAGGCACUGAGUUUUGUCAUUGCUCUUGUGCCAUAUGUACGGGAAUUCGUCCGCCGCUCGGGUCAAGCAAACCCCCUGAUGGCCGAGUUCGACAAGGUCAAACGCCUGUGCCAGGAGCACCAGAGUGGUAUUCACGAGAAGUUGGUGGAUAUUAUGAGCUCGCGCUCUUCUCUGGGCGUCAACGCAAUGAAAAAGAUCGAGUGGGAUGCCAAGGGUUCUUCUCCCACCGUUAGCCCCUUCAUGGAGACAUUAGCCAAAGAAACAGGCACUUUACAUCGAGUGCUGAGCAAGCAUCUCCCCGACAUGACCGUCAGCAUGAUCAUGGAUCCUGUGUUCAAAAACUAUGCCGAUCAAUGGAAAAAAGCCUUCCAAGAGGCGGACGUGCAGACAGAGGCUGGAAAAAAGAGAAUGCUAGCCGAUGUCGAACACUUCCGAACUAAGCUCAGCAAGAUCGAAGGCGCCAACGUCGUGAGCGAUCAGCUCCUCGAAGUCGUGCAGGCCAAGGUCAUUAUGGACGAAGCUGAAAAGCCCGAGCCUGCGAGCGAGAAGCAAGAACCAGACGAGGGGUCUGAUUCCACCAAGUCUUGA